UCAAAGCAGUAAUAUAACACAGUUGGUGCAGUUAUUGAACUUUCUCUUGCAGACAUAGCAUGGAAAAUAUUUACAAUCUCUGCUGCCCUCUGGGUUAUAAUUUUAACAUUUCUUACCAUUUCAUCAGUGUCUGCGUGUCCACAGAUGACACGAUUAUAUGAUCUGCGUAAUACAGAGCGCUCGUGAGCAAUAAUUGAACAGGAUAUUUUCUUCAGGGCAGUACGAUCUUGACGAUCCGUUGUCAUAUUUUACAAAGACACAAGAAACUCAGCAUUUGCACAAAACGUAAUGAAACGCAUCUGUGUAAUUCAGCACAUCUUCCAGUCUCCACCUCCCUGUGAUUGUCAGCUGAACUGCCCAUUGGCGGUAACGCUGAGGUAACAAGCCCUCUGAGCCCUCCAAUAUGUGCAGAGAUGGGCGGUAGCGCUUUUACGCAGACUCUCGAGUGUCUGAAGUUAAAACUCAUGCGCGCUAGUCUCGCUGAGUAUGUCGUGGGUCCGGACUGAUAGAUGCGUGGGAGCCACCGUGUAGACAUCCAGCGUACUCCCAACACUUUGGGGAUUUUUACGUCUUCGAGUCAAAAAGACCGGAGCUUUUUUCAACAUCACCUUGGCAGGGUGACUGUUUGGUUUGGAUCACAUCCGUUGCCAAGAUGUUCUACAGACUUCUUCUGUGCUUUUCAGUAACAGGUAUUGUUUUCGCGCAGCCUGAUAGCACUGGAUUAUUUUACGCACUGAGAUCUGAACUGUCAGAAGAUGCAAUCUUGGUGGCCAACAACGGAAUACGUGUGCCUUUCGGGAGAUCUGUCUUCAUCGAUCCCAUCAAUGAUUUGGUGAUUCAGACGCAGCCGGGAGACCGGUGCAGCAUCACCGUUCUGGAUAAUGACCCGCUCUCACAGAGACCGGGCCAUCUCUCUCCCAAAAAGUUUCCGUGUGAUUUCGGUCCCAAUGAUGUGACCUACUCUCACUACGGGUCGAGAAGUCCGGCUAAAGACAGAGUGAGGCUGCAGCUCAGGUAUGACGCGCAAACCGAAACCGUUAUUAUCCCGUUUAUGAUGGAGGUUGAAGUAGUUUUUACGCAGCUAGAGUUACUCACCAAAAACAUGCCUCUCACGGUCGAUAAUCUGAAAGGGAUCAGUAACCCAAUAGAUAAGAAGAUCUUAGAGUUUACUUAUGACAGAGACUCUCAUAAAUGCGAGGUGACAUCCCUGUCUAGCGGCAGCGCGUUGCCUAGGUAUGGAAGACUCAUUGAUGGAGGGAAACUUUCUAAAAUGAUGGACUGUGAUGAAUUCACACAAGCUGACAUCCGCUAUGAGCACACGUUUGAACGCAAGUCUCCCAACAGGGACUAUGUUCCCAUGGUUGUUGAGCUGCACGAUAAGGAAGGAAAUCUAGUGAAACAGGAGUAUUUCCAUCUUAUGAUUCGUAUCAAAGAGGGAGAAGAAAACACUCCUCCCAAACCCAGCUUUGUGUCCAUGAUGAUGAUGGAGAUCAGCCAGUUUGUCAUGACUGCCCUCACCCCUGAUAUGCUGGCUGCUGAGGAUGCAGAGUCAGAUCCAGAUGAGCUUAUUUUCAACAUCACCUCUCCCUUAUCUUACGAAGAAGGCUACAUAGUCAGCACUGAUGACAGAAAUCUCCCCAUCACGUCUUUCUACCAGAGAGACCUACGUGAUUUGAAAAUAGCUUACAAGCCCCCCUCCAUGGACUCAGACACUGAGAGAAUUUUCCAGCUUGAGUUUGAGGUGGUGGACACAGACGGGGCCGUCUCAGACCCCUUUGCUUUUAUGAUAGUUGUGAAGCCGAUGAAUUCUAUGGCCCCUGUGGUGACACGUAACACAGGUCAGCUUCUCUACGAGGGGCAGUCUCGGCCUCUCUUCAGUGUCCACAACUUGGAGAUCAGCGACGAAGACAACCUGGACGCCGUCACCGUUACAGUAGUUGAUGGGCUGCGCCACGGGAGCCUCAUGGUGCUGGGCUCGCACAGGAAAUUCUUCACACCUGCUGACCUUACAACGGGGGUUGUUGUGUACCAGCAUGAUGGCAGUGACACAUACAGCGACAACAUUGUCUUCAAGAUGUCGGAUGGAAUAAAUGAAGUAGAAUUCCUUUUUCCCAUUACAAUAGUUCCCACUGAUGAUGAGCCACCGAUUAUAAAUGCCAACACUGGCUUGGUGCUCUUCAAAAACCAAAUGAUGCCUAUAUCUCCUCUCAUGCUCAGCGCCGCUGAUAUUGACUCUGAGGACUCAACUAUUAAAUUCACCAUUGUCCCUCCCUUUUCCCCCAUUGGCACAGUGCUCCUAAGGCAGUCAGAUGCUCCAGAGGACCCCUCCUCUUGGAAGUUCAACGCUGAGGAUGAAGUGUAUGAGAAGGAGGUGACAGAGUGGCUUCAGAAAGAUAUCACUGACGGGAAGUUGUUUUACAAGCACACCGGCCCUCACAACACAGAUACCAUAAUGGAUCAGUUUGUGUUCACAGUUCAGGAUGACAAUGACCCCCCUAAUCAGUCAGGAGAGAAUGUAUUUGUAAUUCGUGUUUUACCCAUAGAUGAUGUGCCCCCUGAGCUGUUCCCUGGCACAACCCUUCAGAUGACCGUUCAGGAGUACAAGCUCACUCAAUUCUCUAAAGAAGUUCUGCGCUACACUGAUUUGGACUCUGAGGACCGUGACCUCAAGUACACAGUUAUCCAGCCUCCAACAGAUACAGAUGAAAAUAACCCAGUUGUGUUCGGUUCUUUAGUUCUGACAGACAGCCCAGACACAGAAGUCACUGAGUUCACACAAGCUCAAAUUAACCAUCAUAAGAUCUCCUACGGCCCCCCGGAUGUUGAGCUUGGAAUCACAGCCCACAUCGUGCAGUUUCGUUACACUGUUGAAGACGCGGCUGGGAACAGUGUAGAAGGGGCUUUCACUAUCUACCUCCAGCCCGUCAACAACAAACCCCCUCAGAUUACAAACACUGGCUUUACUGUGUUUGAACGCGGCAUGCACAUCAUCAGUAUUUCUGAACUAGACGCCACAGACCUUGACACAGAGAGUAAACAGAUUACCUUUACUCUAAGCCAGCCCCCUAAACAUGGCCAAGUUCAAGUUCUAUUCACUGACCUGGAGAAAAAAGGGGUUUUCAGACUUGAGGAUAUCGCUGAAGGGAAGAUAUCAUACAUUCAUGGCGGGGAAGAGACAUUAAGUGAUGAAUUUCAGCUGGAUGUCAGUGAUGGGAUUCAUGUCGUAACCGUGACGGUCAAAGUUAAUGUAAAGCCUGUCGAUGAUGAAACUCCAACCGUCAGCCUUCCUGCAGGAACAGUCGGCUCUCUUAUGGAUGUGCUGGAAAACGGAGCCACAGAAAUAACAACUAAUGUCAUUCAAGGCCACGAUGAUGACACAGAUGACCUCCAGCUGACCUUUAUUGUGGAAGAUCCUCCAACUAUGGGUGAAAUAUUGGUUAAAGGAGUGCCUGCCACUAGGUUUACACAGGCUGAUAUUAUUAAUGGUGUGGUUGUGUAUGCACACACCGGUGGUGAAAUAGGUCUCACUGCUCAGCAGGAUGGAUUCAAUUUGACGCUCACAGACAUGUCGGAUGAUUGGACUGUCGGUGGCAAUAAGGUCAACGGAGUGCACGUUCGAGUCACUAUCCUUCCUGUUGACAGCCAGGCCCCUGAGGUUGGAGUCGGGAUUCAAUUCAGUGUCAUUGAAGGAGAGAAAUACAGCAUCGGUCCUCAGCACUUGAACGCUGAUGAUAAUGAUACUCCAACGGAUGAUAUCCUUUGCACAAUCAUUGUCCAGCCCACUGCUGGCUAUGUAGAAAAUAUAUCACCUGCCCCUGGCUCAGAAAAGUCCAGAUCAGGAACAGCUAUCAGUGCUUUUACCAUCAGAGACAUCAGGGAGGGGAAUAUCUACUAUGUACAGAGCAUUCACAAAGGGGUAGAGCCAGUGGAGGACAGGUUCACAUUUAGAUGUUCUGAUGGCAUCAAUUUCUCAGAGAACAAUUUCUUCCCAAUUGUUAUCAUCCCAGCAAAUGAUGAAAAGCCAGAGAUUUAUUUGAGGGAGAUAGUUGUGAUGGAGGGGAUGAACAUCGUCAUUGACACUCCGAUUCUGAACGGGGCCGAUGUUGAUAUUCCACCUGAAGAGCUGAUGUUCAUCAUUUCCAAACCUCCCAAACAUGGUGCCAUUUUAAACCAGCUACCCACAGGCUCAGUUUUAGUGACUAAUUUCACAUUAGAGCAGAUUAGGGAGGCAUCAAGUAUUAUUUAUGAGCACGAUGACUCAGAGACAACAGAGGACAGCUUUGAUGUCACUCUGACUGAUGGAAAGUACUCUGUGCAAAAAACAGCCAUGGUUUUGAUCGUUGCUGUUGAUGACGAGACCCCCAGAAUGCUGAUCAACGAUGGUCUGGAGGUGGAAAUCGGCGAAACUAAAGAGAUCAACAACAAAGCGCUCAAAGCAACCGAUCUAGACUCAGAUGACAGUUCACUCACAUAUAUCAUCCGGUUUGGGCCUGGCCAGGGUCUCCUGCAGAGAAAACUCCCAUCCGGGUCUUUGGAGAACAUCACACUGGGAAUGAAUUUCACACAAGCCGAAGUGGAUGCAGGCCUUAUACUUUACACACACAAUGGUCAGGAAGGCAUCCGAGACUUGAUCAAAUUCGACGUCACAGACGGCACGAACCCAUUAAUUGAUCGUUAUUUUUACAUCACUAUUGGCAGCAUUGACACAGUGUUCCCUGAUGUGGUCAGUAAAGGUGUGUCUCUGAAAGAAGGUGGCAGAGUGACUUUGACCACAGAUCUUCUCAGCACCACUGACCUCAACAGCCCUGACGAGAACUUAGUUUUCACUGUCACACGGGCUCCUGUCAGAGGCCACUUGGAGUGUACAGAUACUCCUGGGAUUCCCAUCGUGUCUUUUACUCAACUCCAGCUGGCUGGCAGUAAGAUUUACUACAUCCACACCUCAGACGACGAGGUGAAAAUGGACAGUUUUGAGUUCGAAGUCACUGACGGCUACAAUCCUAUUUUCAGAACAUUCAGAGUCUCUAUUGUGGAUGUUGAUAAUAAGAAACCUGUUGUUACUGUAAAUAGUUUAGUUGUCGUUGAAGGGCAGAUUAAGCUGAUUACACCAUUUGAGCUCACUGCUGAGGACCAGGACACGGCUGAGGCGCUGCUGAAAUUCACCAUUACCCAGCUGCCUGUUCAUGGUAAACUCCUCUACAACUGGACCACACCCAUCACCAGCUUCACCAAACAAGACCUCAAUGAGAACCUCAUCAGCUACAAACACGACGGAACCGAAUCCUCAAAAGACUCUUUCUCUUUUACUGUCACUGACGGCACACACACUGACUUCUAUGUUUUCCCCGACACCGUGUUUGAGACUCGACGCCCUCAAACCAUGAAGAUCACCAUUGUGUCAAUCGACAAUGGCAUCCCCCAGAUUGUGGUGAAUAAAGGUGCCCCCACGUUGAAGAUCUUGGCUACAGGUCACCUGGGCUUCCCCAUCAGCUCCAAAGUGCUGAGGGCAGAGGACAGAGACAGCAACCCGGCCUUCCUGGUGUUCCACAUCACCACCCAGCCCCAACAUGGUUAUAUCAUUAACAUGGGGCAAGGAAACAACUCCAUCGACACAUUUAGCCAAGCUGAUAUCGAUGACCUGAACAUCUGCUACGUGCUACGGAAAGAAGAAAAUGCCACUUCUGAUCUCUUCCAUUUCUCCGUGGAGGAUAACGGUGGGAACAAGCUCAAGGGACAGCAGUUCCGACUGGACUGGGCCUGGAUCUCUCUGGAGAAAGAGUACUACGUGGUGGAUGAAGAGGACAAGUUCCUGGAGGUGGUGCUCAAGCGGAGAGGUUACCUGGGGGAGACGUCUUUCAUUGGGAUUGGCACCGAGGAUGGCAGUGCAAAGAAAGAGGAGGAUUUCAAGGGCAAGUCCCAGAGGCAAGUCCAGUUCAACCCGGGACAGACCACAGCCACCUGGCGUGUUCGGAUACUGACUGAUGGGAAGUACGAGCAAGCGGAGACCUUCCAGAUUUUGCUGUCAGAGCCGGUGAUGGGAGUGAUGGAGUUCCCCGCCACAGCAACAGUUGAGAUCCUGGAUCCAAACGAUGAGUCAACCGUGUUCUUCCCUGAACAGAUCCACUCAGUGGAGGAAGAUGUGGGAGACUUUUUCAUCCCGGUGCACCGCAGUGGAGACAUCAGCCAGGAGCUCAUGGUGGUCUGCUACACACAGCAGGGUUCUGCCACAGGGACGGUUCCCACUUCUGUCCUGUCUUACUCGGACUACAUCUCCCGUCCAGAAGAACACGGCAGCAUCCUUCGCUUUGACAAGGGCGAGAGGGAGAAGCGGUGUCGCGUAUUGAUCAUCGAUGACUCGCUGUAUGAGGAAGAAGAGAGCUUCAACGUCACCCUGUCACUGCCUGUCGGGGGGCGUCUGGGAAUGCACUACCCCACCACCAAAGUGAACAUCUUGGAAGACAUGGAUGAUGCGCCAGUGUUUUACUUUGGAGAGGUAGAGUACCAUGUGGAUGAGAGUGAUGGAUAUGUGGAGGUCAGAGUCUGGAGGACAGGAACUGAUCUGUCCAAGACUGGCACCAUCACCGUCCGCUCACGCAAAGCAGAGCCUGUCUCUGCAGAAGCUGGUAUUGACUACGUGGGCAUCAGUCGUAACCUGGACUUUGCCCCGGGUGUUAGCAUGCAGACUUUCAGGGUCACCAUUCUGGAUGACCUAGGACAGCCGGAGCUGGAGGGGACAGAGAGCUUUGAGCUCGUCCUGCGUAUGCCAGUCAACGGCAUCCUGGGAGAACCUGGGAAGGCGACAGUCUUCAUCAAUGACUCUGUGUCUGACUUACCAAAGGUCCAGUUCCGUGAGCCGAAGUACGCUGGAGAGGAGAGUGACGGUCAAAUCACAGCGACCGUGUACCGCAGUGGUGACAUCAGACACAAAUCCACUGUUCGCUGUUACACUCGUCAGGGCUCUGCAGAGGUCGCCUCUGACUUCGAUGAGCGAUCCAACACAGAUGCAUCCAUUGUCACUUUCUUACCAGGCGAGGCAGAGAAGCCAUGCAUUCUGUCACUGGUUGAUGACACGCUGUACGAGGAAGAAGAAGAGCUGCGGUUGGUCUUAGGGACCCCAAAGAGCGACUCACAGUUUGGCGCAUCAGUGGGAGCUGUGAAUGAGACCCUUGUGAAAAUCAAGGACACAGCUGACAAACCCAUCAUCCGAUUUUUGGAAACCAAGUUCAGUGUCAGUGAACCGAAGGAAGCCGGCACUGUGCAAGUUGUGAGGAUCCCUGUGGUAAGAGUGGGUGACACAUCAAAGGUUUCAGUGGUCCGCGUUCACACCAAAGACGGUUCAGCUAUCUCAGGAGAGGACUACAAUCCUGUGUCUCAAGACAUUGAGUUCAAACAGGGGGAUAAGGAGCAUGUGGUGGAGGUGGAGGUGCUGUUUGACGGAGUCAGAGAGAUGAGGGAAGCCUUUACUCUCCACCUGAAGCCUGAUGAAAACAUGGUGGCUGAAACUCAGGUAACUAAAGUGAUAGUGUACAUCGAGGAGACCAACAGCAUGGCUGACGUCACUUUUCCCUCGCUGCCACAUGUGGUGUCGCUGCUCCAUUACGACGAUGUCGCCAGGACGCCAGACAACCUCCACCCACCAGCUGGCUACCCCGUCAUCUGUGUCACGGCCUGCAACACAAAAUACCCAGACUAUGACAAGACGGGCUCUAUCUGUGUCAGCGAGCAUAUCAACAAUACCUUGACCCGCUACCGCUGGCUCAUCAGCGCCCCAGCUGGCCCCGAUGGCGUCACCAGCCCCAUGAGGGAGGUGGACUUUGACACCUUCUUUACGUCCUCCAAGAUGAUCACAUUGGACUCAGUCUACUUCCAGGCAGGCUCCAGGGUCCAGUGUGCUGCUAGGGCUGUUAAUUCAAAUGGGGAUGAGGGUUUAGAGCUCAGCAGCCCCAUUGUCACUAUCAGCAAGGAGGAAGGCAUGUGUCAACCACGUAAGAUGGGGACUGUUGGCGCCGAGCCCUUCUCCGCCAAGCUACGCUACACUGGAGCAGAAGACCCGAAACACCCCAACCUCAUCAAAGUGACUGUCACCAUGCCUCAUAUAGAUGGCAUGCUUCCGGUAAUCUCCACUCGCCCUCUCAUGAACUUUGAACUGACUCUCAGUCCUGACGGAACCCGGGUUGGAAACCACCGCUGCUCCAACUUGCUGGACUAUAAGGAGGUCACCACAGGUCACAGUUUCAUCACCGCUUCUACACGAAGCCCUGAAAGCAUGGGAGACGCGGCGCCCUAUCAGUUCAGUGGUUCGCUGCGGGGGAACAGCACAUUGCGCUUUUACAGGAACCUGAACCUGGAAGCCUGCCUCUGGGAGUUCAGCAGCUACUACCACAUGUCUGAGCUGCUCACUGACUGCGGAGGCACCAUAGGGACUGAUGGACAGGUGCUUAACUUGGUUCAGUCCUACGUGACCCUUCGUGUUCCCCUUUACGUGUCGUAUGUAUUCCACUCCCCCGUUGGAACUGGUGGCUGGCAGCACUUUGACCUGCAGUCAGAGCUCCGCCUCACAUUUGUGUAUGACACGGCCAUUCUCUGGAAGGAUGGCAUCGGCAGCCCCCCGCAGGCUGAGCUGCAGGGUGCUUUGUAUCCAACCAGCAUGCGUAUCAAUGACCAGGGACGAUUGGUGGUAAACUUCCGCACCAAGGCUCGUUUCAGGGGUUUGUUUGUGGAGUCUCAUAGUGGGGGCAGAAUAAAAAGAGCUGCAACCUCCAUGUCAUCCAUGGUGAUGAGUGUGGACCACCCAGGCCUGACCUUCAACCUCACCUUAGUGAGGAGUGAACCCACCUACAACCAGCCAGUUCAGCAGUGGACCUUCACCUCUGACUUUGCUGUAAGAGACUACUCUGGGACCUACACAGUGAAGCUGAUCCCCUGUACAACCGCCCAGAAUAUGGAAUACACUGUUCCACCUGUCUGCAGUCCCCGAGAACCAGUCACCUUCGAUCUAGACAUCAGAUUCCAGCAAGUGAGCGACCCAGUUGCUGUGGAGUUCAGUCUGAACACUCAGAUGUUCUUGUUGUCCAAAAAGAGCUUAUGGCUCUCUGAUGGCUCUAUGGGUUUUGGUCAGGAGAGUGACGUAGCCUUUUCUGAGGGUGAUACGAUUUACAGCCGUGUGAUGGUGGACCCCGUGCAGAACCUGGGAGACUCUUUCUUCUGUAGCAUAGAGAAAGUGUUCCUCUGCACUGGUGCUGACGGAUAUGUACCAAAGUACAACCCCACCAAGUUUGAAUUUGGCUGCCUGGCUGACUCCCCGUCGUUGCUCUAUAGAUUCAAGAUUCUUGACAAGGCUCAGCCAGAGACUCAGGCACGUGCGUUUGGUGACGUCAGUUUUAAUGCUGUGCUGGCAGUGGAUGAUCCAUCAGCCAUGUCCCUGGUCAGACAGCCAGGCUCUGAUGGUUUUAGGUUGGACUCUAAAGCCAUGUUCCAGGUUGCUGCAGGGCGCGAGUGGUACAUUCACACCAUUUACACGGUUCGCUCCAAAGAGAAUGCAAACAGAGGUAUUGGAAAGCGCAGCCUAGAGUACCACUCCUUCAUUUCCACAAGCAACGAGCUCGCCUUGACCCCAUCGACGGGCAAAGGUCAUCGCUCCAGGAGGUCGGCUGGCGAUGAAGUCCCAGUGGUUGCGGAGGAUAUCGGAGCAGAGAACAACCGUGGUACCAAUAUCAUGCACAUCGCUUUGGAUCGCACCAAACGUCGGGCGAUCGGGUCAAACGAGCUGUUUACUGAUGGGCUGGAACCUAGUGAGCUGAACGCAGAGGAAGAAGAGGAGGGUCUGGUGACUGUUGUGGGGGCACUGGUCGGGCUGCUGCUGACUGUCCUCAUUAUCGUCACCAUCAUACUGGUGCUGCGAUACAGACAGAAGGAUGGGAAGGAGGGAUGGAGGGAGGGGGUGCAGGAGGUAGUGAAAGGGUCUGUCAGCACAGAGCCCAUGUUGGUGGUGAGGAUGCAAGACUGCCACAACAGCUCAGAGGUUUGAGUAAUGGAUGCAUGGAUGGACAGAUGGACAAAGGGAUGAAGAUGUGGGGGCUUUUGUAACAUUUUGGAUUUUCUUUUUUUUUUUAAACUGGUAUUAGAUUGCUUUCUUAACACCAAAAAUCAGAGAUUGAUCAUAUGUGUUAUUGAGUGUGUGUGUGUGUGUGUGUGUGCGUGUGUGUGCUUGUUAUUGGGGGGAUUUCUACAGUAUGGGAUCCAUUAUGUACCUUUAUCACUGCAACAGAAAAAAGCACGGCAGUCCUAUACACUGUCAUCACUUAACAUUCCAACUCGUGCUGCUAGUAGCAUGGUAUUUCCUUCCACUCUUACUGGCUUUAUGGCGUUAAAGUGCCUGAAGCAGCUAUAUCCCUCCAGGACAGUCCCAGUCACGGAGAGCACUUUUCAUAAAGCUGGUGUCGCGCAGGCCAAGUCAGAGAUUUAGUGCUGCAGGUGUAUCUUGGGUAAAGGGGACUAGAUGAUGUCAGUGUUCAUAUUGGCAGGAAUAGUUCACCUCUAAAAGAACACUCAGAUGUUAUCGACCUGCCCCUGUGUCAGUCAAAACUUGAAGUUGCAGUUUGUGAGGUAAUUUUGUGUAUCUCUGAAAGUGUUUAUGGUAACAUCUUUUCUAUAGCUUGCAGAGAAUAAAACGAAGCUCUGCACACAUAUUGUUCAGUAUAUUCUGAGUACUUACUAUCUUAAUGAUAAUAUUAUGGAUGCAAAAGUCCAGCAUUUCCAUGGUAAUGACCUAAAACACCUGCUGUCCAUCCACUACUGUAAUAAUAUCAUUUAGCAAAACACUGGGGAUUGGCAGGUAAACACUGGACUUAUUUUAAAUGUUAAAAUCAUAGCCCAAGUGUCUCACCACUAAACAUUUAAGACCAUUCUGCAGUGCGUAAAUUAAUCAUUCUGAAAUGAAGUGUGCCUUUUGGCCUACAAUUUUGUUCUGAAAUACUUUCUGGGUAUUUACUCCUCCUGGAGUAAACAGUAUGUAAUAAAAAUAAUAAAAACACAAGAUGCUACCACUUGUUUUUCAUCUAUGAACUAAACCUGCAGAGCUCUCUUAUUGGACUGCUGAAACGAAUACCACUUGCUGUCAGCCUUCCUGUUUUUUUAACUAGCUAAUUGCUUUACUGUGUCUACGUUUCUUUAUUGUGUUCACCAUAUGAUGAGGAAUGUUUUCCUAGAUGUACUGAGCAUGUCUGUUGCCGCCGAGUUGGGUUUUUGCCACUUUUUUUUUCUCUAAUAUUGUUUGUACUUUUUGUAACUCAGUUAAUUACUUUGUCACAUGUUACUACAAUGUUUACUGCCAUCCGACCUCACAGUGAUGUUGCUCCGCUGUGUGUUUCUGUGAUGUUGCCAUUACGCAUUUUAUUCAACAGUAAGGCAAAAUGGUGCAUAAGUUUUUUUCACUUGUCACGUUAUGUAUUUAUAAAGAUGCUCAUCUCAGGAGUUAUUUCUUUUACAGAGAAUGUUAUAACACAAUUUACUACUGUUGACCGAAGAGAAUCUCUACAGAGCCACUUUUCACUUCUGCUGUGAACAUGCAAAUGCUGUAUCCAUACCCCUGUUCUUCACAUUAUGUUCCUGUAAGCUUUAUUUUUCACAAGUACUGUGUGGCAUUUCAGUGUUCUCAGUCAUGUUUUUGAACAAAGGAUGAAAACAAAAUAGCUGCUUAGAAAUCAGUAUGUCACCAUGAAAAAUGUUACAUUUGAGACAUUUGAUAUAAACUGCUCUCUCAUUAUUUUGCUGAUAUCACUGGUGAAAUUUCUUGUUUACAUGUGUUGUUAAACCUGUGUCUUACUCUGCUAUGGAUAUACAACAUGCUGAGAUCAGUGUUCCUAUAUAUGUGUCUUAUUAUGGUGUUGUCUGUCAUCAUUGUAUAAUUAUUUCCAAUAUUUAUCAGGGCUAGCUAAUGUGUUGAACAUGAGCCGGAAAUCAGCUGAGCUGUGACUCAGCGUGGGAUGUGAUGAUUUAUACAACUAAUAGCCUGCUGAAAACCCAGGCUGGGAUUGUUUUUUUUUUCCCCCUGACAAAUUUGGAAAUGACACCAUAUCUGACAUCAAAUGCACUUUUUGAGUCACAUCCCUCACAUGCGAAUCCAAGCUAUGCAAUGUAAUGUAUACCCCACAGCCAGUUUUCCACAUGUAUAUGACAAUUUUAGCACAAACAAUCAAACUUGAUAUUUAGUUUGUGUCUUUUUAUGAAUGGGUUUUUAUGUAUGUAUUUAAGAAUAAAUAUUGUUGC
Messenger RNA from Scatophagus argus, 12267 nucleotides. It is a transcript of the gene frem2a, whose product is annotated as FRAS1 related extracellular matrix 2a. NCBI's taxonomy places the organism in Eukaryota, Metazoa, Chordata, Actinopteri, Scatophagidae. Gene Ontology annotation, cellular component: membrane. The record is from RefSeq and is a predicted model, not a curated record. The coding region runs from base 653 to 10027 and encodes 3124 amino acids. The transcript is spliced from 24 exons. Gene Ontology annotation, biological process: cell communication.